Messenger RNA from Alternaria rosae, 2251 nucleotides. RefSeq names its product heterokaryon incompatibility protein-domain-containing protein. The transcript has 4 exons. The record is from RefSeq and is a predicted model, not a curated record. Bases 139 to 2226 code for a protein of 695 amino acids. NCBI's taxonomy places the organism in Eukaryota, Fungi, Ascomycota, Dothideomycetes, Pleosporales, Pleosporaceae.
ACAAAAAGCAACAUUUCAAAGCAGCUGAAAACCCCGCAUCUGGCUGCGUUGCGAACAGCCGCUUCUUUCGGUUUCACUGAUCACUACACAACUUGGCGGAGAGCCAAGCAAUGCGGUUGGUCACGAUACGGGGGAACUAUGAGGAACAUAAAAAAGACUUUCCACCGCCAUGGAAAAUCUGCCACAAAGCCAAUGAGACGAGGCGAUCAUCUCUUUGAGACCCCGAUACAGCAAGACAAUGGUCUCUUGCCUACUACGGCCCAGCAAGCCAGUGAUCUUUAUCAUGCCCUUCUGGGACCAAUCAGCCGUUCCUCCCAUACUGCAUAUCAAAAGAUUGACGUGACAAAGAAGAAGACUUUCGAGAAAACCACGCAUUCUGUUCAGGAAACCCAUCGAAAACAACAUUCUACAGGCCAGUCAGCGGAUCGCUUUACUAUCACUGCCGAGGGCAUAAAGCUUGCAGCAAGCAUUGCGUAUGCCGGUCCCACUGAAGGAACUCCAUUGGCCGAUUCAGAUUUCGCAACUGCAGUGAGCAGCUCUAUGAAGAUUCCUAGUGCAAGAGAAGUCGUGUAUAGAGAGCUGCAAGGUGCAAAUGAUUUUCGGCUUAUAGAGGUGUCUCCGGAGAGUGGACAAGGUUUAGAGUGCAAGAUGGUCUAUAGUUCGCUUCGCCAUCCACCAGAUUAUAUUGCAAUUUCUUAUGCAUGGGGGGAUGGCUUUGAUAAGAGACAGAUAAAUUUGGAAGGCGUUGAACGCGUUUCAGUCAACUCGAAUCUUUACGAUGCCCUAAUGGCUGUCCGCGAACCAGACCGCGCCAUUCUUGUUUGGAUAGACGGCCUCUCAAUUGACCAGGAGAACAAAAUGGAACGCGCGAAGCAGGUUCAGUUGAUGGACAGAAUUUAUCGACAGGCGACAUGUGUUGCCAUUUGGCUUGGACGUGAAGCGGAUGAUAGUGGGCGGGCAAUACGACUAUUAAAGGAUUCGGUGGCCCACGCGAAGAGCGAAUGGACCGGCCUUUUGGAGCAUCGCGACUUUAAAGCCUUGCACUCUCUAUUCAGGAGGAACUAUUGGAGUCGGCUUUGGGUUGUACAGGAAGUAUUUCAUGCGAAGAGCAAGAAAGUCUACUGCGGCUCUUCCAAACUCCCCUGGUACCUAUAUAAGAAGGCAUCAGAUGCUCUUUGGCAACACGAAAGCGACCCUUACCUCUGGACAGGACCAAGUAGCUUUCCAGACGUUCAACGUCUCAUGGUGUUGGGCCCAAACUCUCUGCUAGAAGUUUUACGAGCUUGCCGAAGGAAGCUAAGCGAGAACCCAAGGGAUAAGAUAUUCGGUGUGCUAGGCAUACUCCCAAGCGAUAUACGCGAACGCCUACAUGUGAGCUAUGACAAAUCUGUCAAGUCUCUAUACCUGGAAGUCGCCCGACUCAUCAUCUGUUCCACGCAUCGCCUUGAUGUGAUGCGCGAAGCGAUUCACUUUCCUGUUCAGGUCAGCUUUACCGACUUGCCUACAUGGUGUCCAAAUUGGGCACAGGUUCCAGAAAACUCGGCUCUGUCUUCGGAUAACUUCUCGGCGGCAAGCGACCGCGACGCUGAAUACGAGUUCAAGGAUGGAUUACGGAAGCUUGAGAUCUCUGCCAUCGAAUUGGAUAUUAUCGCUACGACUGGUGUGGCGGUAGGCACUCUUUGCUCGUUACAAGACUAUCUCAUGGCCUUUCUGAAUUGGCGGGUGCUGCUUCUCUCUCAUUUCGACAUUACGGAAGACGAAGAGGCGGACCAUCCGCGUGUAAAUGACUUCUGCAAAACGCUCUCAUUAGGUCAGCCACUCGAAGAACUAGAGCACUGCUGGACGAGGGCCUGCUAUUAUACCUUCUCUUCAUGGAUCCAGGAGCGAUUCCCACGUCUGAAGCUGGACCCCAAGUUCCAACACCAAGGGGAGUCAGAUAACUUGCAACCCCAUGAGCUACGGUCAUUCAUACAGAAGCAUUUUGGUGAUAGAAUGAUGGGUAGAACAUUUUGCAUCACGAGAGACGGCUUGAUGGGUAUGGGGACAGGUUUCAUGAGCCGCGAAGACAUCGUCGUCGUGCCAUUUGGUUGUUCAACGCCCAUCAUACUCCGCGCGGAGGGUAAAAGCAAUGAGUAUCGUUAUGUUGGAGACGUUUAUAUCCACGGUUAUAUGCAUGGCGAAGCCCUCGCGAGCGACAAGCCAGUGAAAAGGUACAGUCUGCGCUGAAACGUCGAUAGCUUCUCAGAUCUUC